Messenger RNA from Staurois parvus, 498 nucleotides. The record is from the annotation of a GenBank genome assembly. NCBI's taxonomy places the organism in Eukaryota, Metazoa, Chordata, Amphibia, Anura, Ranidae.
CACCACCAUGCACCAUAUCAACACCCUGAUCACAGCCAUACAUCAUACUAGCAUCCUGAUCACCAACAUACAUCAUACCAGCAUCCUGAUCACCGCCAUACCCCAUACCAGCAUCCUGAUCACCGCCAUACCCCAUACCAGCAUCCUGAUCACCAAGAUGCCCCAUAUCAGCACCCUGAUCACUGCCAUACACCAUACUAGAGCUCUGAUCACCGCCAUACACUAUACCAGCAACCUGAUCAUUGUCAUACCCUAUACCACUGUCCUGAUCACCACGUAAUCCAUACCAGCGUCCUGAUAAAAAACAUCACCAUACCAAUAUCCUGAUCACCGCCAUACCAGCGUCCCCCGAUCACUGCCAUACCCCAUUCCAGCUUCCUGAUCACUGCCAUACCCCAUACCAGCAUCCUGAUCACUGCCAUACUCCAUACCAGCAUCCUAAUUACCAUCAUACAUCAUACCAGCAUCCUGAUCACUGCUAUAAGUCAUACCAGCAUC